Messenger RNA from Aureobasidium pullulans EXF-150, 2331 nucleotides. RefSeq lists its product as uncharacterized. Gene Ontology annotation, biological process: DNA-templated transcription. The transcript is spliced from 5 exons. The record is from RefSeq and is a predicted model, not a curated record. The coding region runs from base 277 to 2205 and encodes 642 amino acids. Gene Ontology annotation, cellular component: nucleus. Gene Ontology annotation, molecular function: zinc ion binding; DNA binding; DNA-binding transcription factor activity, RNA polymerase II-specific. Lineage: Eukaryota; Fungi; Ascomycota; Dothideomycetes; Dothideales; Saccotheciaceae.
CGACCAUCUUAUUUUGCUUGCAAUGCUCUGUGGUUCGCCCGAUUCCGCUGCUUGAUUGAUUGUUCAAACCAUUCUCUGGUCUCCCAACACCCUUUCCUGAGCUGCUUGAAUCAUUCAGCUACAUAGGCCUAUCUUGCGAUAAGCCCUUUACUAUAAUAGCUAUUAUCGAACUUGUGCCCCGCGGCCUCUUGCGCAUUAUCUAUCAGUUCCCGCUGCCAAUUGAUUGCCCGAGGUCGGGACUUCAGGUUCAACAAACAAGUACGAUAGUGAUCCAUCAUGGCCGCCGCCGUAGCUAUACAACCGCUGGCCCCUCGCUCUGGACCAAUGGCUUUCAACCAACAACAACCAAGGACUAUUACCAGCUCACGUGGUCGCAGAGAAAGACCUUGUGACGGUUGUCGCAGACGUAAGAGCAAGUGUGUACUACAAGACUCAUUACCUUGCGUUCUCUGUGAGUUCCAUAAGCAAGACUGCACCUUUGUCGAGGCUGCCCAGCCACGCAAGCGGAAGGUAGACGACUCUGCUGGAUUGAAGGAUACGCCAAACGCCAAACGUCCAAAGGAUUCAAAGAGCCCUGGCCAAACACCCCCACCGCAACAACAUACUAUCGCACCUGUAAUUCACGUGGAGAAGCCACAGCAUGCCCCUCAGCCCGUACGCGGCGUGGUUCUGGGAGACACUCUAAGUUUACAACGAGAACAGCAUUGCAGACUUAUCGGACGUACUUCGGCCUUGGACAUCUCCCUUCUUGGAUUCUCGGACUUUGGUAGCCGCCACGAGACUAACACUGGAUUUGGCAAGAUUAGGAGGGUAGCAACCAGUGAUUUCUUCAGCAUGCAUACCGAUGCCGCCUUUUCGACAUAUGAAGAUGAGCUACAGACACUGGUUGCCGUCGAGCAGACCGUGGCACCUUAUGGCCCUGCCCUUAUCGACCUGUACUUCCGCAACGUACAUCCCAGCUUCCCGAUCUUGCAGAAACAUACGUUCAUGGACCGACAUCGUAACGGGGAUCGUCAAUUUCACUCGGGCUUGUUAGCUGGCAUGUACUUGCUUGCUCUUCGCUGGUGGAACCGAGACCCCGUACUCUCUCAGCAUCCCAAACCAUCGGUAUACAGACUCGAAGAGCUCGCUGCACGAUCACUGAGUAUGGCAAUGCAACAUCCCAAACUAUCCGCUCUCCAGGCUGGCUUGCUGUUGCUGCAAAGACGGCAAGCGACCGACUGGGGCCUCACUGUACAGCUGGUUGCUUUGGGACAAGACCUCGGUCUGCAUAUCGACUGCACAAACUGGGACAUACCAAUUUGGGAGCGUCGCUUGCGCAAGAGAUUGGCUUGGGCACUUUAUAUGCAGGACAAGUGGACUGCCCUGGUGCACGGACGACCAUCUCAUAUCCAGGCCUCAGACUGGGCGGUUUCGGCUCUAUCUCUGGAUGACUUCAACGAGGAAUUCGAAAACGCUGACCAGCAAAUGAUCGCAGACGACGAGAAUGAGGAGGAAGAAAAGAGCAGGGUCAUAUUUAUUCAGAUGAUCGAAUUGACGAGUAUCAUGGCGGAAGUGAUUGAUGUUUUCUACACACAAAGAGCGAAUGCCGAGUUUGAAAGAGGCGGGCGAAACGCAACACGGUUAAUCCUGGAGCGAGCGAAGCCAGUUCAACUCAAGCUGAAGGAGUGGUUCUCAAAAUUGCCAUCGGUUGCUAGAAUGGAUGCAUAUACACCGGGAAAGCUAUCAUCAAAUGGCUACCUGCAUCUUGCAUACUUUGCGACCGAGAUUUCGAUUCACCGACGCAUUGUGCAGUCGCUGCAGCCUUCGACGACAGACCCAUAUGUUCUGUAUAUAUGCCGGUCGGCGGCAAAGACAAGGUUGAUCUCGGCGAUGGACUUUGUCAACCGUCUCAAGCCCGAGCACCUCGACUCAUUUUGGUACUUUGCAUCAGCAACGAAUUUUGCUUUGAUCAAUACCUUCGGCAAUUUGCUUCGAGCAACAGCGCCAGGAGAGGAGGAGGCAGGGUUCUACUCGUGUCGUCUAAAGGAGUAUAGAUGGGCGUUGGGUGCCAGCUGCCGGAGAGCGGAGUGGCUCGAAGGGGCUGUCCGAAUGCUGGAUGCAACAGACAAUCUAGUCGAUGGCCUUGGUGACAGACAACGAAACACUCAGCAGCAUACGAUCAACGAGGAAAUGGACGAGGACGAGGACGAGGGAGAUUACUGAAGCAGGACUUGACCGACUGGAUUUUGACGACUUUGAUUGCAUUACUUACGAUACCCAUUUGAUGAUUGGCAGAGAUUAGAAGGGAAGCAUAUAGAAGAAGAGCCAAGGCAUAGAGCAUUAGGACGA